AUGACAAGUGCUUAUUACCUCGCGAAGCCUCCUAGUAGCCCCUUCAGUGGCCAGUCGCAAAUGGCGUCCUCCGUUCCACUCGACGAGAUACCGACCUUGACUCUUCUGUAUAAGCUUAAGAAGAUCGAACCCGCCGCAGACAGCGCUUCAACAUACAAGCCAAAUGCUACAUACAACGACCGGAUCAGCAUUAUCCGUCAAGACAUCACCACGCUCGCUGUAGAUUCCAUCGUGAACGCUGCGAAUACGUCAUUGCUUGGAGGAGGAGGCGUGGACGGCGCAAUUCACCGCGCGGCAGGUCCUGAGCUGCUAGACGAGUGCGGUACGCUCGGUGGCUGCGAAACCGGCAGUGCCAAGAUCACGGACGGCUACGAAUUGCCCGCCGACAAGAUCAUACAUGCUGUUGGGCCAAUCUACUGGAACAAGAGCAAGGACGAGGCAGCAAGACUACUAGCAAAGUGCUAUACAACCAGUCUGCAACUGGCUGUUAACAAUGAAUGCAAGAGCAUUGCGUUUUCGGCAUUGAGUACAGGCGUGUAUGGAUAUCCCAGCGGCGAAGCAAGUUUGGUAGCGUUGGAAACUGUUCGCAAGUUCCUUGAAGAGGGAGAAAAGGCAGACAAGCUCGAUCGCGUCGUCUUCUGCAACUUUUUGCAAAAAGACGAGGAUGCCUAUUUCAAGAACAUACCAACAUUCUUCCCUCCUAUCACAGAGGUCCAUGCCAAUGCUGACAACGGUUGUACGGAGGAUGAGGAGGAGCACACCACCGAAGCAAUCACCGAGAUCCUUUCCCAGCUCCCUGAUGCUCCAACUGAUGAGCCUGUGGACAUCGACGACGCCAAACUACCUUCGCAGAAGAAACAGAAGACGGAAGAGGUGUUGGACGAUGAUUUUGUCGUCGUCAACAAGGAAACAACGGACGGCGCAAAGCCAAAGGCGGAGCUUUGA
Ascochyta rabiei is the source of this 945-nucleotide messenger RNA. RefSeq lists its product as uncharacterized. Bases 1 to 945 code for a protein of 314 amino acids. Lineage: Eukaryota; Fungi; Ascomycota; Dothideomycetes; Pleosporales; Didymellaceae. The transcript is spliced from 2 exons. The record is from RefSeq and is a predicted model, not a curated record.